Verticillium dahliae VdLs.17 is the source of this 735-nucleotide messenger RNA. RefSeq lists its product as uncharacterized. The coding region runs from base 1 to 735 and encodes 244 amino acids. NCBI's taxonomy places the organism in Eukaryota, Fungi, Ascomycota, Sordariomycetes, Glomerellales, Plectosphaerellaceae. The transcript has a single exon. The record is from RefSeq and is a predicted model, not a curated record.
AUGGCCAUCGGACCCAUCAAAGCAUACUUUCUAGCCGUGAUCGGCAUGACCCUCUCCAAUAUGGCCGAGACGUUGGAGCCCGCCUGCGGUGCCAGUCUCGGUGUCGCAGCGGCCGAAGCCCGAGUCCCGAGCAUGAACCAGAUGCCCAUCAGAGGCGACGCUGCGCAUCAGCAAGACGAAGCCGAAGAGCCGAUGCACAAGCCCCACGACGACCGGCAGCAGCAGCAGCCUUUGUACACGUCAGAAACGCCUGCCGGCGAGCGAGAGCCGGCCGACAAGCCCGUCGGCCGCGGCGGCAUGCAUCACCUCCGCAUGAGGGCCGAAAAGGUGGCCUGCGAGACCGAGUCGCAGUGGGCUCGGCUGCUGCGCGAUGUGUGCUCUCUGCUCCGCGACCUGUCGAGCAUGGUCUGCCCUCUCAUGCCCUCCAAGGCUUUUGUGAGGACGAUCGGAAUACUCUACCUCAUCGCGCGAACGCCCGAGGCCAUGGCCAUGUUUCUGUCGUACCUGGCCGUCGUCAUGGUCGAGCGACGGUUGCUGUUCGACUUUCAGGGACGCUACCUAGGUAUGGAGCAGGCGCACCGCCGGGCCAAGGUUGUCUUGGAUCUGCAGAGUAGAAUGGAGACGGCGGAGAAGGAGGCAAAGGAGAGCCAGGAGAAGGUCAGGAUCUUGGAGAUGAAGCUAGACCGGUUGUAUGCGAGAGACCCAGCCAGCAAGGCGGCACCCAGCGGGCUGUGA